AUUUGAAAUUCUAUAGAUCCGCCAACAAUGUUAUUUUGAGCCCUGGAGAUAAAAAUGGUGUAAUUUUACCAAAAUAUUUCCAAAAAGUCGUCGAUAAACACUCAAGAUUAUUGCUAUAAAAGCAUUAAAUCUAAUCAGACAAAAUGGAAGAUUUAAAAGACAUCAAAUCGUUGCAAGAACAAGUGAUACGUUUCACAAAACACGUACAAGCCCCUUUGGCGCAUAUUAACAAGUGCAACAGGAUUUGUAUGGAUCUUUUAAACACUUUCCGUAACGUUUAUCCAUAUUGUCAUAUACAUCAAUUCGGUUCGUCCAUAACAGGACUCUGUUUCUGUGGAAGUGACGUAGAUAUUUAUAUAUCUGGAAUAAGGAAACAGCAUCAAGAAGAUAUCAGACAUUUAUACAGAUUGAAGCACCUUUUAAAUAAUUCGAAUAUGUUUCACAAUAUAUUAGUUAUCGGUCAAGCUAAGAUCCCAAUAUUGAAAUGUGUCCAUACGGCAACGAACACCAAUUGUGAUAUAAAUAUUAGAAAUAAGCUGGGGCUUUGUAACAGUAGAUUGAUUUCUUAUUAUUUGAAUAUUGAUGUGAAGUUGAAACAGAUGAUGUUGAUUAUAAAAUAUUGGGCCAAAGUGCAUAGAAUAACCGGACAGAAUCACCUAUUUACAAAUUACUCGUUUUGUAUGAUGAUUAUAUUUUAUUUACAGGGGAAUCCAUACAACUUACCGUCGGUGAAAUAUUUACAAUCCGAUCCGGCUUACACGAAUCGACAGGAUGAUUGGAACGGAGGAUUUCAGUGUAUAAAAGCGUUUUGCCCGCACGUCAGAUCGUCCUCACUUUUAGAUCUACUUUCGAAUUUCUUUUCGUAUUACGCCGAAUUCGAUUACGGCACUUACGUCAUAUGCCCUUUUCUGGGUAGACCCGUCAAAAAAUCCGAUUUCAAAGAUCCCGACGGGUUACCUCAAGGUUACGAUACCUACAAAUCGGUUGUAAAAUUAGAAGGAAAUCGACCGUUGAAAGUGGACGCCACUAUAUGCGUUCAAGAUCCAUUCGAGCACACCAGAAAUAUAACGCCGAUUGUAUCCGAAUCGACGUUGGAUAUAUUCGUGAAAUUUUGCAAACACGCCAAAAAAUUAACCGAACAAGGCGAAACCGGUUUCCUUUAUAAACUGUUCACCCAAACGCCGCCCAACGCCAAAAUCCAACUACUCGCCCAAACGAAUUUCAUACAAUUCGGCGUCGAAAUGGGCACUAGCAUCGAUUAUAUAAGGAGAAACGUCGACGUUAACGACGAAUCGAAAGAUCUGUGGUUCGAUUCGGUGAAAAGAUUCGCCCUGAUUGCGUUACGCAACUUCUGUAAUAUGACCGUGACGGAGGAAGGCGUUUCCGGUAAUAAGAGACAGAAGAUGAACGAACACAGCGACGUGACGAGCGAUUUCGGUAACGUGAUCGGUUCGUUUAAAUGUUCGGCGACGUUGAACGUAUGGCAUAACCGACCGAAAUCGAAACAAGAUCGAGGUAUCGUCGAACAGGAAACGGAAAUAACGAAAAAGAUGUUGGAAAUGUAUAAAAAUAUCGAUAAAGUGAAGAUUAUCGAAUUUUCGAUGGUGUUGGAGAGGAGGAUCGAACCUGCUCAAGUGAUUUUCAGUUUGACGAAAAUUAAUUGUUACAAGAAAGUUUUCAAGACGUUCGGAAAAUUUUUUUCGACUACGUUCGGUAAAUGGUUCGCGAUUUACGAAAAAGAAUUGAAUCGAAACGUCGAAUCGAAUUAAUCGAUCGGAAAAAUCGAUUGUUGUACAUUUUUCGAAAAUAAAUGUUUCUGAAUUGUACACGAAAACGUAUCGAAAAUAAUUUCGUUCGAUUGAAAUUUUAUAUUUUCCUCGUAACUCGUCGAUUUUUUGAGAAAUUUGCGUUGGAAUUUUUCUCGUCAAAAAACCAUCGAUUUUGAUCAUAACAGUCAAUCUGUAACGAAAGUACGUAGGUGUCCGCCAUCUUAAACUUCAAUUGAAGUAACGUCAUUUGUCGUGCCCGCCAUCUUGGAUAUCGUCUGUCAAUUAUCGCGUGUUUCGUGUAAAUACGUCAUUAGGAGCGUGUUCUAUCUGUCAAUGAUCGCGUGUUGCAUCCGCCAUCUUGAUAAUUACCUGCAACUAUCGUGUGUUCUAUAGUUUCCGUCAUUUGUCGACUGACGUGUAUUUUACGCCAUAAAGAGCAUGGGAUGAGCAUCUGAUGAGCAUCUACAGGAAUUAUUGUGUAUUCUAUAUCAUCUGUCGUUUCCGCCAUUUGUCAAAUGUCGUGUAUUUUAAAUCAUAAUGAGUGUGGGAUGUUCGCCAUUUUGGAUUUCAACGGAAAUAACAUCGUCCGCCAUCUUGAUAUCAACUAUCAUGUAUUCUGUGUCAUCUGGUUUCUGUCAACUGUCAUAUGUUCUGUGACAUAUAUCGUUUGUGGACCGUUUUACUUUAAAACUUAACCAAUUUUGUAAAUAAUAAAAAAACUUUGUAUCAAGAUUAACAUGAGUAUCGUCAAUUAUAAUAAUAACAAAGAUUAGCCAUGCUAAUAACCUUGAAUAUUGGCCAUGCUUAUAACCUUGAAUAUUGGCCAUACUAAUAACCUUGAAAAUUGGCCAUGUUGAUAACCUUGAAUAUUGGCCAUACUAAUAACCUUGAAAAUUGGCCAUGCUGAUAACCUUGAAGAUUGGCCAUGUUGAUAACCUUGAAGAUUGGCCAUGAUAACAACUUUGAAAAUUGGCCCCUGUAAUGACUGAUGAUAAUUGAGAUGAAUUGGUUAAUUGGCAAAGUUAUAGGGAAAUAUUCACUCUUAAGAUUAGCUAAUUCGGUAAAUAGCGAGACAGGGUUGAAGAUUGGCUCUUUUUAUUGGAUAAUUAGCAAGACAAAGUUGAUAAUUGGCUAAUUUUAGUGGAUAACAUACGGAUUAAUGUUGAAUAUUGGCUCAUUCUGUACAUAUCAAGACGUUCUAUUUACAAAUUUUAUUAUAAAGGCAAAAUUAUAACAAUAACGUUGAACAUUGGCCCAAUUUAUAAAUAAUUGGACAAUUAUUUGAUCAAGAUCAACAGGGGUGUCGUUAAAAUUGAAGAUUGGUUCGCUUUUGCAAAAAGUUCAGUCAUUUUGUUAGCAGUAAGGGAAAAUUUGUUAUACAGGCGGGCCUAUUAUCAAAAUUAUAACAAUAACCUUGAACAUUGGCCCAUUUAAUAAACAGGUGUUUGUCGUUAUACCCUCUUGAGGUCUCAUCAUGCAUAUUCCAACGCAAAUUCUCUCCCGAUGACUUCAAAAGUACCAACAUGAUGAAAAUUGGAAUAAUUACCAGGGGCACGAAUAAAUUUUGUUUCCCAUAAAUCAAAUUAGGGUGGAUUGUAUUGAAAUUUAUAUUGAGGUAUAAGUGCCUGAUUCUAUUUUUAAUAAUAAAUGUGACAUACUGUAUAUAUAUUUCUUUGUUUAGUAUUUUAAAACGAAAAAUAAAUUUAUUUAGAGGAUUUUUGGAAUAAAAAAAAUUGUACAUAUUUAAAAAAAAAAUGUUUUUC
This is a messenger RNA of Diorhabda sublineata, 3532 nucleotides long. Its product is annotated as terminal uridylyltransferase Tailor-like. The transcript is spliced from 4 exons. Gene Ontology annotation, molecular function: RNA uridylyltransferase activity. Lineage: Eukaryota; Metazoa; Arthropoda; Insecta; Coleoptera; Chrysomelidae. The record is from RefSeq and is a predicted model, not a curated record. Bases 144 to 1769 code for a protein of 541 amino acids.